AUGGCUGUCAUGAUGAUAGCAUUCACCAUUGUUCCAGUCGCUUCCUUCAUGUUUGAUACAAAAGGGUUAAACAUCAAUUCUCCUAAGCAUCAGGAAAUUGAAAUUAAAUUUGUAACAUACGAAGUAAGGCCUUACGUUUCGGGUAUACGAGUUGUCAGCAUGCCAAGCAAAAGUGGUUUAAUAAGCUAUUCUGAAUCAGGUGCUACAAUAAUUUAUCCAGAUUCACGAGCACGUAUUGUAAUGUUCGGUUAUCAUCUUGAUAAAAUCGGUAUCAUAUCACUUACAACAGACAAUUGCUUUAAUUCAGUGGUAAACAUUUCUCGUCCUGAAUUUCUCAUUCAAACCGUCAAACGACUCGAUUUUGUUGCAUAUUUCGCUGAGUCAGAUGAACCGUAUCACAUUUGCUAUAAGGAACGAAUGAAUAGGAAGGAAUCAAGUGAAGAGGAAGAAGAUAUGAUUAUGAUGGAUGAAUCACGCAAUUCAAUAGUUACGGAAACACCAACUCGCAUAUAUUAUUUACCUGUGUACCUGCAGAUCAGUAUCAUUUUCAUGCUCUUUUGUCUGUCUGCUUUAUUUUCAGGCCUUAAUUUGGGCCUUAUGGCUCUUUCACCUCAGGAAUUGAUGCUUAUACAAAAAUGUGGCUCAAAAAUGGAACGGAAAUAUGCAGAAACAAUACUUCCGGUACGACAAUCAGGUAAUUAUCUGUUAUGUACAAUAUUAAUCAUGAAUGUAGUGGUCAAUGCAGCUAUUUCAAUACUGUUCGAGGAUAUGACCAGCGGAAUGAUUGCAUUUAUUAUUUCAUCCCUUGGAAUUGUUAUCAUCGGCGAAAUUGUCCCACAGAGUAUCUGCGUCAAGAAAGGUCUAGCAGUUGGUGCGUAUACGAUUUGGUUGACGCGAACAUUUAUGAUUCUUACAUUUCCUUUCUCAUAUCCGAUCAGCAAAAUUCUGGAUGUUUUUCUUGGUGAAGAUACCCUGGUGUAUGAUCGGUGCAAAUUGAUAAAUUUAAUGAAAAUGACUGCAUGCGAAGAGAAUCAAGAGUUAGCAGCUGAUUUGAAAAUAGCUGUUGGUGCUAUGGAGAUAAGCGAAAAAACAGUGGGUGAUGUGCUUACUAAAAUUGAGGACGUAUUCAUGUUAUCUGAAGAUGCGGUUAUCGACGUAGCAACAAUUGUCGAAAUAAUAAGACGUGGCUAUUCCAGAAUACCAAUUUAUGCAGAUGACGAUCGGAAUAAUAUCAAAGCUCUCCUUAUGGUAAAGGAUUUGGCUCUAAUCGAUCCACGUGAUAAUUUCACUGUCAAAACAGUUUGCGAAUUUCAUCAGUAUCCAUUGAGAUUUGUUGAAGCAAGCAAGCCGUUGCAUUCCAUGCUUGAUGAAUUCAAAGCAGGUAACUACCAUUUAGCUGUUGUUGAAAGUGCACACAGCAUAUAUCAUCGAAAAAUAAGUCGACAGACAAAGAAUCUACUUGGUAUUGUAACGCUAGAAGAUAUUUUGGAAGAAAUUUUGCAAGCGGAAAUCAUUGAUGAGAGUGAUUCGGUUACUGAUAAUAUGUAUCGAUCAAGAAGAAAACGUAUUAAGGAACCAUGUUUCACUAAAAUUUUAAAAAGUGAAGAGUAUAGCAAAGAAUUAUCGGUGCAUAUGGAACAGAUGACAAUACAUUUCCUGCAAAAUCAUCAUGUGGUAUUCAGUGAUGAGUACAUCGAUCGACAAACUUUGACUUAUUUGCUUAAGCGUAAUAUCAGGCAGAUUGAUAUGUCACAUUCACCACGAAUAAUAGGUUAUUCAGCAAAGCAACGUGAAACAGUGCCGAUAUAUUGCAUGAAUAAACCGGCAUUUCGUUUUAUAGUAAUUUUAGAAGGUCGUGCUACCGUUAAAUUGCGAAAUAUGGAAUUUGAAACUGGUCCCUGGACAUCGUUUGGAAAUGAAAUUUUAGAUCAGUUAGAUGAACUUAUCAAUGGCAAUUUGAUAACUGGCAAAAGUGAUUUUAAUUUAUCAGAUUCAAAAUCGGAGCUGAUCAAUUCAAUUCAAUUCAAUCCGGAUUUCGAUCUUUUUGUGACAAAUUUCUGCCGAUUUUUACAUCUCACGGUAUCUGCUUAUCUGAAUGUCAUCAAAGUAACUAAAAUCGCUCGCACGGCACGGAAUGAACAAGGCUCUAUCGGAUCGUUGCUCAAAUCCUCACUUUAUUCAGGAAGCCUAUCGCAGUCAGGGCGUAUGUCCGAAACACUUAUGAAAAGAGAGAAUUCUCAAUUAAGUUUCGACGACGCGAACAAUCCAAAAAGAAUGUUUGUAAAAUGUCGUUCAAACAGUGACUUUGAACGUCAGUAUUGA
Loa loa (African eye worm) is the source of this 2322-nucleotide messenger RNA. RefSeq lists its product as hypothetical. Bases 1 to 2322 code for a protein of 773 amino acids. Gene Ontology annotation, cellular component: plasma membrane. The transcript is spliced from 17 exons. Gene Ontology annotation, biological process: transport; magnesium ion homeostasis. NCBI's taxonomy places the organism in Eukaryota, Metazoa, Nematoda, Chromadorea, Rhabditida, Onchocercidae. The record is from RefSeq and is a predicted model, not a curated record. Gene Ontology annotation, molecular function: transmembrane transporter activity.